GUCCCCACCAUCUUACUCAGCUCUCACGCUCACCCACGACUACAUCUUGCCAGUUUUCAUUCCUUGAAGACUUACCACGAAGAGCUUUCAAAUGAAAGAUUUGGAGAGAGAACGGUUAGGAGAAGAUGGACGGCCGACAAGUCCUCUGCUUCUCGAAGAAGUCUCUGGAUGGCAGUCAUGGCAGCUCCGUCACGUCUUCAAGCGAUCCUGCAGUCACGCCACUUGUUGUUUUUAGCACUCUCGUCGCCGUUAGUGGCUCUUUCGUUACUGGGUGUGCUAGUGGUUAUUCUUCACCAGCUGAGUCAGGCAUAAUGGAGGAUUUGGGCCUCUCCACAGCAGCGUAUUCACUUUUCAGUUCAAUAAUAACAGUUGGAGGCCUAAUAGCAGCUCUGGUAAAUGGGAGGGUAACAGAUUUGAUUGGGCGUAGACGAGCAAUGUGGCUUUCUCAAAUAGUUUGUGCUGCGGGAUGGCUUUCCAUAGCAUAUGCCAAGAAUGCUUGGUGGCUGGAUAUUGGGAGACUGCUAAACGGGCUCGGCAUUGGGUUUAUAUGUUACGUGGUACCUGUGUACAUUGCAGAGAUAACACCUAGAAGUGUCCGGGGAGCAUUCACGGCAUUCAAUCAGUUCAUGUUAUGCUGUGGAUUUUCAUUGAUUUACUUUCUUGGAACCAUUGUCUCCUGGCGCAUCUUGGCUCUGAUCAGUGUAAUUCCCUGUGUCGUACAAAUUUUGGGUUUGUUCUUUGUUCCAGAGUCUCCUAGAUGGCUGGUAGUAGUCCACCAAGAGAAGGAGUUUGCAGUUGCAUUACAGCGACUCAGAGGCAAAGGUGUCAGUAUUACUCAGGAAGCAGCCGAUAUCAGAGACCACACAGAGAUGUUUGAACGGCAGUCUCAGUCUAGAGUUCUGGAUCUGUUCCAAAGACGAUAUGUUCAUCCACUUAUGAUAGCAGUUGGGCUGAUGACGCUUCAACAAUUUGGUGGGGCUAAUGCAUUUGCCUACUAUACAGGCUCCAUAUUUGAAUCAGCUGGCUUCUCAAGUAGCUUUGGUACCAGAAGCAUAGCUAUUAUCCAGAUCCCAGCAACUGCUCUUGGCGUAAUCUUGACUGAUAAAGCCGGAAGACGACCACUUCUGAUGAUUUCUUCAGCUGGGAUGUCCUUAAGUUGCAUUCUUCUAGGAUUGUCAUUCUUGAUUCAGGACCUUAAUCAUUGGAAGGCAGUGACGCCAAUUUUGGCGUAUGUAGCAAUUACUGUGUAUUCCAUAGCUUACUCAAUUGGCAUGGGGGGAUUACCAUGGGUUAUCAUGUCUGAGAUAUUCCCUGUAAACAUCAAAGGGGCAGCCGGGAGCCUGGUGACAUUCACCAAUUGGUCCUGUUCCUGGGUUGUGACUUAUACUUUCAACUUCAUGUUCGAAUGGAGUGCACCUGGGACAUUUUUCAUAUUCGCGUGCAUAUGCGGUCUCACGGUCUUGUUCACCAUGAAGGUAGUCCCCGAGACCAAGGGGCGAGCAUUGGAAGAACUGCAAGCAUCACUUGCCCAUUUUCUUUAAUGAUUAUGAGCCGCAGGGUGUUGGAACUUGAAUUGGUACGAGCCAAACACAAGCAGCACUGUUAGGAAGGCUGACAGGAGGCUUUUUGUUGCAAAGUAUAAAUGCAAUGUGAAAACGGGGAGGAU
This is a messenger RNA of Rhodamnia argentea, 1666 nucleotides long. RefSeq names its product sugar transporter ERD6-like 5. Lineage: Eukaryota; Viridiplantae; Streptophyta; Magnoliopsida; Myrtales; Myrtaceae. Gene Ontology annotation, molecular function: sugar transmembrane transporter activity. The record is from RefSeq and is a predicted model, not a curated record. Gene Ontology annotation, cellular component: membrane. Gene Ontology annotation, biological process: transmembrane transport; carbohydrate transport.